Penicillium brasilianum is the source of this 1446-nucleotide messenger RNA. The record is from the annotation of a GenBank genome assembly. NCBI's taxonomy places the organism in Eukaryota, Fungi, Ascomycota, Eurotiomycetes, Eurotiales, Aspergillaceae.
CCCAAAGUCUCUUAUCGCCUUGGUCUCCAAAACCCCUCCCGAUGCGUUUGGAUCUCUAUAGGGAUCUUUUCCCUUCCUAACCGAUAUUGUAGAGAGAUCGGAUUUGAAAAGCAUAAGCCGACUUAUCAUUGAAUCUGUCCAGAUACAGGGCUCUGCUCUCCUUCAUCCGGCACAGUUUAGGCAUGUCAAGGCGAUUACCUAACCCUUUUGGCCAGUCUUCCUUCUGUGCUCUACCCCAUGCGGGGCAAGCCCCCAAAGGAUGGAUUCAAGAUAACGGCAAUUCUCCGAGCUUGUAGGGCCUAUUAUAUAAUGGAUUCAAUUUCCCGGCCCGGUAUUAGGAGGAGUUACGGUAAAUGUCCGGUGUUAAAGGCGCUUCUACUCCCGUCGUUACUAUUUUCCCGGACAAACUACAAGGCUAUAUAUCAAAAUGUCAACCGCUCGUCGACCUCCCCCGGCUUAUGAAUCCGCACCGGGCUCUGGUAUCCAUGCGACAUCUGAGCUGUACCAGAGGAUCUCCAAGACGGCAUCGGAUUCCGCCGCCCGAAAUCUUAAAGAGUCAUUCACGAUCCGACCAUGCUCGGGCCAGGCAUGGGUUGUGCCUGCUGGUCACGUCUGCCGUCUGACGACCCCUAAGGGACCGCAAGUUGGUGACUUGAACAUCUGGAACGCACACAAUCCGCGAGAACGGAUGUGGGCUGCACGUACUCGUCAAAUCCAUGCCUCCCACGUCUCCGUCGGCGAUCGCCUGUGGUCCAACCUCCCAUACUUGCGGCCCCUGGUGAGCAUUACGGGCGACUCGCUGAACGGCGGGCAGUUGCAUGACGUGCUGGGUGCGGAUGGGAAGCGUAAGCCCGAGGUGGUUUUUGGCACUACGCAAUUUGGAGGCCGAGUGCAUGACUUGAUGGGUACUCGCUGCGAUCCUUACGUGAAUCUCCUGAUGGGCGGCGAGACGUUCGACUUCCACUGUCACUCCAACCUGACCCGAUCAGUUGUCCCUUACGGGCUGACGGAGCUUGAUGUCCACGAUGUGUUGAAUGUCUUCCAAGUGACCGGGCUGGAUGAACAAGGUCGAUACUUCAUGGAGGCCUCCCCCGCCAAACCAGGGGAAUAUUUUGAGUUCUUUGCCGAGGUGGAUGUUCUCUGCGCACUAUCUGCAUGCCCUGGCGGCGACCUCUCCGAAUGGGGCUGGGAUGAUAAGGAGGGUGGAAUGGGAGCCACAUGCCGGCCGCUCGGUGUUGAGGUGUAUCAAUUGACGGACGAGAAGACGAUACUGGAUGGGUGGAAGGCACCAGAGAGCCCUGCAUACAAGGGGAUGCACGGAAUGAACAUGCCGAAGCGGGGUCAAGACGGAUAUGUUGGACUAUAAGUAGUCUCCCCCAACUCGAAUGUUCAGUCUUCUUCAGAUUGUUAUGAGAUACAGAUGCAAAUGUUAAUUGCAAUGCAAUA